CAGCAUCGUUGAUCACAGGUCCCAGGCUCCAGGCCGUAAGGAGUAGACUCUUUCUUACGUUUCGUUGAUCGUUGACCACCAUUACUGACUGCCACGAAAUCAAGAGACACCUAUUCAUUACGAGCAGACUAUUGGACCUUGAUUUGUUCGUUGUGUUGUCCGUCAGGACCAGGAGGAGACUGUCGACAGCCCUUAACAAUAUCUCCCCACCAGACAAGCUGCGAUGGCGUCCAGCUCUAAUCAGUCGCACCAGCUGCUCUAUGCAUGUAUUGCACACGGCACCACCAUCCUGACCGAGCAUACCUCACCUGGGACCUCCUCUACAUCAGCAUCAUCUCUCGCCUCUGUCAUUCUUCCCAAGAUAUCACACUCCACUCCCGCCAAACUCACUUAUACCCAUGAUCGCCUGUUUGUCCAUUACAUUGCGGAUUCACCGUCAUCAACCUCCAACAGCCCCGAUGAACAACUGUCGAGCCAUGCGGCACUGACAUACUUGGUGGUUGCUCAGACGGAAUUGGGAAGACGGAUACCAUUUGCCUUUCUGCUUGAACUCAAGAAGAAGUUCCUAGGGCAGUUCAAGCCCGAAACGACCGAGUUUAUGAGCCUUCCGGCAUAUGGAGCAGCCGCCUUCAAUGCUACACUCAAGGCCAUGCUUCAGCAAUACAACACCGCUCCCCCCAACGACGCAUUGGCCAAUGCACGAAAGGAGAUUGACAGCGUCAAGGACAUCAUGACGGAGAACAUCGAGAGAGUGCUAGAGAGAGGAGAGAGAAUCGAUCUCCUAGUAGAUAAAACAGAUAGGCUUGGUGGUAGUGCACGAGAUUUCCGAGUUCGCAGCAGGGGUCUGAGGAGGCAGAUGUGGUGGAAGAACGUGCGUCUGAUGGUUUUACUGGUGGUGGUAGUGGUGUUUCUGAUCUAUCUGUUCGUUGGCUUUGGGUGCGGUCUGCCUGCCUGGGGCAAAUGUAUUGGUUGAAAGGGGCAUACACAAGAUUUUAACAACCAGCGCGGGUUUGGCGUUUCAUUUUUGGCCUUCCUGUUGUAUUUUAUAUACAUAGUACAGUUGGAGCAGGAGUUCCGUGAUAUUCGUACCUCAGCCAUCGAAUCACGAGUGCUUAGAGAGGAGUCAGUGUCAAACUAGUUUUCAGUCAAAGGAGUUGCUGGAGUCAGCCAUGUCACUAGAGUCACCAGCACCAGAGGAGUCAAACUCACUGCAAUCAUUGCUUCUUGUGACUCGAUCUUCUCUCAC
This is a messenger RNA of Exophiala mesophila, 1246 nucleotides long. RefSeq lists its product as uncharacterized. Gene Ontology annotation, biological process: vesicle-mediated transport. The transcript has 2 exons. Lineage: Eukaryota; Fungi; Ascomycota; Eurotiomycetes; Chaetothyriales; Herpotrichiellaceae. Gene Ontology annotation, cellular component: membrane. Bases 224 to 973 code for a protein of 249 amino acids. The record is from RefSeq and is a predicted model, not a curated record.